This is a messenger RNA of Amborella trichopoda, 1303 nucleotides long. RefSeq lists its product as uncharacterized. The record is from RefSeq and is a predicted model, not a curated record. Lineage: Eukaryota; Viridiplantae; Streptophyta; Magnoliopsida; Amborellales; Amborellaceae.
UUUUACUCUUUACUAUUCUUUUUGAAUGUUUAUCUUCUUUUACUCUUUUGAUGGGCUUCCAUUUGGGUUUUGAGGGAAAUGAGGCUGCUAUAAUUAACUGAAGUUUCUCUCUCUCCUACUCGUUUCUUUUCUCUCUUUGGUUAAUUUGGAGACUCUUAAGGAUCGAUUUGAACUCAUUUAAAAUUUCUCAACCAUUUUGAAAGGUUCUUCUCAGAUCUGCAGCAGUUUCUCAAAAGGAUUUGAUGAACUCAGUAAGGCCAAACAAAUGGCGCAGCAGGAAGGUGGAUGGCCUCUUGGUUUACAGCCAUUACAUGUGAGAGUGAACCUCAUGGAAAACCAUGUAUUGACAGAGCCCAGAGCCUUUAAUACCUUAAUAGCCGUAUCUCCCAGUUUCUCUUCCCAAUCUUCAUCGGAUCUCGACACUGUGUCUACUGGGUCUUUCUUUUACGACAAGAGCGUCACUCUCGGGAACCUCAUUGGCCUUCAACAAGAAUUAGGGGCCUCAAAUGGAAGAACCAACACAAGAGACCUCAAUCAAACCAGGCAAAACCAUAAGAAUCAGAGCUCCAAAUCAUGGUGUUGCCUCUAUACAAGAGCUGAUGCUCAGAGCAUCGAACCCAAUUCAACUCCCUCAUUGGGUCAAUUUCUCGAAGUAGAGAGAAGGGCAGCGGCCCAUAACAAGAGGGAGAAACUGUACAUCAAUUUUAUGUACGAGGACCUCACAGCUUCUAACACCAUUUUUGAGACUAACCCUCUUUUCUCAGAAGGCCGGGUUGUUCCCCCUCAAUCCAUGAACUCUCAAGGGAAUCCACCUUCUGUGUUACAACCAGAUUGGUUACUCUCUCAUGACAGGCUUGAAAGAAAUACAUUUGGGUCGAGGGUUCCGACCCUUCUCUCUAGCAUUUGUGGGCGUACAAGUAUCAAAGCCUAGUAGUUCUUGUAAAGUAUUCUUUUGCUUCCUACUACUAUUACCAUAACGAUGGAGAUUUGGGUUUUGGUGUCAUUGUGUGUGUGCUCUUGGUUUUGGAGUUGGAAAUUUUAAAGUGAACUUUUCCCUGAAAAAAAGAAAAAAUCAAAGUGAGCUUGGAUUCAGUUCCUCCUUUGUCAGCCCUAUUGUGUUAUCUGAUCUUUUUUUGAGCAUGUAACAUAAUAAUGUUUUGUGGGUCUCCAGGCUUUUUGCUUGAAAUCUUGAUCUGAUUUUUAAAGUUUUGUUGGGAAUUCAGAUCAUAGAAUGGGCUGUAUACAUCCCCCCAAACUUCUUUGUAUAUGUAACUUUGAUCACUAUGUGACUUUAUACUGGUCA